Aphis gossypii (cotton aphid) is the source of this 516-nucleotide messenger RNA. RefSeq lists its product as uncharacterized. The record is from RefSeq and is a predicted model, not a curated record. NCBI's taxonomy places the organism in Eukaryota, Metazoa, Arthropoda, Insecta, Hemiptera, Aphididae.
AUGGCGGAUGGAUUAGGAUCUAGUGAUAUGAGAAAUUCUUACAUUAAUAUUAACAUUUUUUUUAUAUAUAGAUUAUGUCUUUUACCACACUUGCCACCACAACAGAUGCCAGAAUUGCCAGAAGACUUCCACAUUCUUGGGGGCUUUCUAGCAAUCACAAGAUUGGCAACACGUAUGGGCAUACUGAACCGUAUUGUUCAGUUAGUGGACUAUGUCAGACAAUACUGGUUGACAACAGUACGUCCAUCCGGGUUUUCCGUUUAUGGUGUAAACAUCCGUACAAACAACUUUGUGGAAAGUUUUCACAGUAUGCUUAAGUCCACCAUAGGCAUACAUCACCCAGUCUGGUCUUUUUACGAUCGAUUACGAUCGGUUGAAAGUAGAGUACGGAGGGAAACAUACAAACAAUCAAUGGCCAACAAGUACGAAGAUCUUUUGUGUCUAGCAGAGACACAAAUAACUGCAUUUUGGCUGAUGCUCUACGGAACAUACGCUAUGGCCGCUAUGACACAAUGA